Molecule: messenger RNA, 3698 nt
Organism: Sphaeramia orbicularis (orbiculate cardinalfish)
Lineage: Eukaryota; Metazoa; Chordata; Actinopteri; Kurtiformes; Apogonidae
Product: ubiquitin carboxyl-terminal hydrolase 22-like
Exons: 14
Coding region: 332-1900 (522 amino acids)
Biological process (GO): protein deubiquitination
Molecular function (GO): cysteine-type deubiquitinase activity; zinc ion binding
Source: RefSeq, a predicted model, not a curated record
CUAACUAGAGAAAGAAGCUAACUAAUCGUGAGAGUGGAAGUAGAGCUAACGUGAAAGGAAAAGGCAACUGUCAAAACAGCAACGGGAACAGAAUUUUCAGUGAAGUGUGAAUUCCUUUAGAUGACUACAUGAACAUAUUUCUAGCUGCUUAAUCAAAGACCGUGGUUUCAGAUGCCCGAGGAGCAUUUUGGAUACUACAUCGAUUGUCCCAUUUCCAAACGGAAACCAUCUCUGGACAGAUAGUUCGAGCUAGCUAGCUAGCUAGCUAAGUAAACCAUCCAGGAGACUUUUUAUUGUCACCUAAAAAUCCAAACUGAAUGUUUUAUCUGUCAUGAGUCCGGCCGGGUGCUCCCAUGUGAACGGUUAUAAGGUGGAUAACUGGAAACAAAAUCUUCGAGUCAUAUACCAAUGCUUUGUUUGGAGUGGUACUGCUGAGACCAGGAGACGCAAGGUGCUUGAGAGUGGUGCAGGAGGGACAGAGGUGGCCAAGUCGUGUAUUUGUCACAUGUGUGGCGCCCACCUGAACCGACUCCACUCUUGUCUCUACUGCGUGUUUUUUGGCUGUUUUACGAAGAAACACAUCCACGAGCACGCGAAAAACAAGAGACACAAUCUCGCGAUAGACUUAUUAUACGGUGGAAUUUAUUGUUUUGUGUGUCAAGACUACAUAUACGACAAAGACAUGGAGCAGAUUGCCAAAGAAGAACAGAGGAAAGCCUGGAAAUUGCAAGGUGUAGGAGAAAAAUACACAACAUGGGAGCCUACCAAGCGGGAGCUAGAAUUAUUACGACACAAUCCAAAGCGGAGGAAAAUCACUACGAACUGUACCAUAGGUUUACGAGGGUUAAUAAAUCUGGGCAACACAUGUUUCAUGAACUGUAUUGUUCAGGCCCUCACACACACACCGCUGCUUCGAGACUUCUUCCUCUCCGACAGACACAAGUGCGAGAUGCAAUCAAACUCCUGUCUGGUGUGUGAGAUGUCGCAGCUCUUUCAGGAGUUCUACUCGGGACACCGUUCACCCCACAUUCCCUUCCGGCUGUUGCACCUGGUGUGGACUCACGCACGUCACCUCGCAGGCUACGAGCAGCAGGAUGCCCACGAGUUCCUCAUCGCAGCAUUGGAUGUACUACACCGGCACUGCAAAGGGGACACCAUCCGAGACGACAAUGGGAAGAAGGCCAACAAUCCAAACCACUGUAACUGCAUCAUUGACCAAAUCUUCACUGGGGGCCUGCAAUCAGAUGUUACCUGUCAAGUUUGCCAUGGGGUUUCUACAACGAUAGAUCCAUUCUGGGAUAUCAGUCUGGACCUGCCAGGCUCAUCUACGCCUUUCUGGCCUCUUAGUCCUGGGGGAGAUGGCAGCACAGUCAAUGGAGAGAGCCACCUGUCAGGGUCCACCACGCUCACAGACUGCCUUCGCAGGUUUACACGGCCUGAGCAUCUAGGAAGCAGUGCCAAAAUCAAGUGUGGCGGUUGCCAUAGUUACCAGGAGUCCACCAAACAGCUGACAAUGAAGAAGCUCCCCAUCGUAGCAUGUUUCCAUCUCAAACGGUUUGAGCACUCUGCAAAACUGCGAAGGAAGAUCACUACGUACGUUUCCUUCCCGCUAGAGUUGGACAUGACGCCCUUCAUGGCGUCCAGUAAAGAGAGCAGAAUGAACGGGCAGUAUCAACAGACAGUUGAUGUAUUAAACAACGACAAUAAGUAUUCCUUGUUUGCGGUGGUCAACCACCAAGGCACAUUAGAGAGUGGCCACUACACCAGCUUCAUCCGCCAGCACAAAGACCAGUGGUUUAAAUGUGAUGACGCCAUAAUCACCAAGGCCAGCAUUAAGGAUGUACUCGAUAGUGAAGGAUAUCUCUUAUUCUACCAUAAACAGUUCCUUGAGUAUGAGUAGUCUUUGCGGCCACUGACUAUGAAGAACCACUGCUUCUGAAAGAGUCAAGGGACCGGGGACAGGACAAAACGCAAACACACAAACCUACCUGAAUCUCUUUGACUACCAGUCUGCUCCUCUGGUCUGGGAGGAUGAAAACAAAAGACGUGUGAAAUCAUGCAACCUUUCAAAAGAAAAAAAAAAAAGCACUGAGCUACUUCUUGGCAUCUACUUGACAAAACUGAAUGAAGAGGAGAGGAGGAGGAAGAGUUGGGCAUCGUCAGUUCCAGACUUGGGCAGAGGGAAGAGGCCCUACCCCUCACUCUCUCUCCCUUCCCCUACCUGCUGCAGGGGCAGAGUCUGAGCAUGACUUCACAUCAUGCUGAUUGGGCACAUCUGGAUUUUUAUCACAGUAUUCUGACCCCCCACCCCACCCCACCCCCUCACAUCACCCUUACACCCUCCAUUUCUCUCCCAUGGUGCUCUCGUUUCAACUGACCAAGCAUUUAACUUAAUCAUGAUGGAAGACCGUUUGUCGUCAUAUGCAUAUGGGACUAAACGCAAAAAAUGAAAAAUAAAAUCAACGUAUUAUGAACUUUGCAAGAACAUUUUUAAAGGUAUGGUUAUGAUUCUUAUCAUUUGUGAAUUUAGUUAUGAAAUACUGUAUGAAUCUAGUAUACAUCUAUUUUUUAAGAGCAAAGAAAACAUGGGGGAGCUUAAAGAUGCUGCCUUUGCCAGUUGCUGGGGAAGCGCUGCCAUGGAAACUAAACAGAUUUGGACCUGAGUGUGCUCAUGUUCCAUUAUUUACUGUGUUGAUUGUUUUAUUUUUAAGUCUGGUUGAGGGCAGGGAAUAUCUAUUUUUUUUAGCAAAACAUUGAAUUUUGAUUUUUUUUGUUUACUGGUCUUUUCAGUGUCCUUUUUUUAUUUUCAGUACAAGUCAUAUGUCCCUCACUGUCCUGGUACUGGAAAUGUUUUUGGACGUAUUAUACUUUCAUUCUUGUGGAAUUGUUGGUAUAAUGAUGGUAAUGAUUAAAUUGGCUCACCUUUGCUGUUUAUGAAUUGUAUGUUGAAUGUGAGCUUUGGGUUUCGUAAGGCAUUCUGAAAGAGAAGACAAUACAUGAACUCCAGAGGAAGUUCUUUUUACAGAGUAGAGGAGAACGCUGUGGUCUGUCCUCACUGAACACCUUGAAUGCUCUGUGCAAAAAAAAAAAAAAAAAAAAGCCCAUUUAACAGCAAUGCAUGUAACUGGGCAAUCAUGAGCUCUUAAUAUGUGAAAAAUUACCUAAAGUAAUGCCUCAAGGCCUGCUGCCCGUCAUGAUUUUUGUUCUGUAUUGUGACGAUGUAAAGGCGAUUGUGUGCGGUAUUAAAGGGUAAAGCACAUCGCAUGUUUAGGCGACCACAGCCUGGCUCAGAAUCCAUCAGUGUUAAUUUUCUCCAUGGCAACUGUGUGGUUGGUGUAGACCGGUGUGGUUCGUGGUGUGUCUUGCCUCUGCAGUGCAGUAAACCCAGUGCUCUAUUCAAUCAGUAUGCUGUCAAGUUGGACUUUAGAUAACGCACAUACACAUCGGGGUGUUGUGGUCUGUUUUGUUUGAAUAUCACUGAUUGUGUAUGUAUAAAAAAACAAUUAAAAAUAGUCACUCAUGUAUAAGAUGAGGGCCCUAACCUGUCACAAAGUAACGCCACAUUUAAAAAAAAAAAAAAAAAAAAAAAUACCACUACCCCUGGUUGUUUAGCUGCUCUGUAAUUAAAAACAAAUGCAUAUCCUUUGGUCUGCUGCAAAACCUCAGACGGAGAGCAACACUGGGUUUUGACACAGUAA